Fusarium falciforme is the source of this 1242-nucleotide messenger RNA. RefSeq lists its product as hypothetical. The transcript is spliced from 4 exons. The record is from RefSeq and is a predicted model, not a curated record. Bases 1 to 1242 code for a protein of 413 amino acids. NCBI's taxonomy places the organism in Eukaryota, Fungi, Ascomycota, Sordariomycetes, Hypocreales, Nectriaceae.
AUGUUGGCUCGACAAGCCGUGCUGCGCCGAGCAGCCAUCUCGACCAUCCCGACACAACGAAUCGUCACCCGUCAGAUUCGGCCUCUGACAAGACAAAUAUCCUUCCUACCAUGGCGUCGACAAAAGCCUCCAGCCGGCGUCCCCGUCUACUUUGCCAAACCGAAACCUUCCUACGGUCCGAGUUUCCGAAGACGACUUGGCCGAGCCCUUUUUACGACCGUCGUCUUCUAUGCCUGCUGGCAAAUAUUCAUGGCCGUCGUUUUUGACCCUCUCCUCGACUGGGCUGACGCAGAAUGGGAGGCCAUGUCGGAUAAGGAAAAGGAAGAGGUGCAGAAUAUGGCCGAGGAGGACGAACCCAUAUUAUUCCUACCCUUCCCUUUUACGACCGAAGAGGUUAAGCAACCCCCUUAUCGAGGCUCCGACCCGGAAUGGGAGAUGUUUGUCAAGGUCAACCAGGAUACAAAGCUUCAGAAGGAGAUCAAGUUCGGUCUUGCGGACGAGAUCAAGAGGGGAGUUGAGAAGAACCCUGCAUUUGUCAGACUUCUUGGUGGCGGGGCAAUCACAGUCAGAAAGCUCUGGUUGGAUAUCAUCUAUCCGCCUGCUCCUCCGCCGAAGCACUACAUCUCCGGAAUCAUCAUUGAUGAGGAGGGCAUCUUUUGGGGUGAUCGACCCAUCGAUUCAACCGCCGCAAACCACCUCGCCAAGGUUCUCUACCCCAAGGCUGUGGCAUUGACAUGUUGGACGUUUAUUAGCUUCCUUGCAAAGCAAGGAUUUCAAGACUUCACAAGAGCUCUUGGUUUCAGUGACCCCGUCCCUCCGGAGCCGACAUUCCACCCCGGGCCCCUCGAGCGAUUUAAGGGACAGGGUGGGUUCCCAGCCGGCCCUAGGAAUCAGACUGUCAGAGUGGUUGGACAGUCUGAGCGACCUCCCCAUGGAUCUUUCCCUACUGGCAACGGUGAUAUCAUUGGUACACUUUUUGGCAGCGAGACACAGUUUGACCCUCGCAUCCAAGCCGCCAUCCAGGCCGCAUCUCUCACCUUUGCUCGAAACUGGAAGCCUACAAAGACGUCUCCGAAUAGGGGAUGCAUCAGAGUUGAUGGAGUCGUCGAGCUGAAGGGAAAGACGGCAUGCAUGGCAGUUUACGUCCUGGGCUGGUACGACCCCAAGUUGCGGAAGUUUAUGGGCAUCCAGACUGGUCUCAAGCACCUGGUGCAGUUGAAGCAGCGCCCGGCGCCCGGCUGA